AUGGAUGAGGCCUUGCCACUUCCUGAACGCCCUCAGGGCCCUCUGCUCCAGUCCCAGUAUGAACCGUUCUGCUGCGUCUGCUUCAUGUCACUGAUCUUUAACAGCUCCUGUCGCUCCGUCUGCAUCUGCGCAGUCAGCACCUUUAACUGUGCUUGUUCCUGUUUCCUGACCAAAACUUCUGCGUGUUACCUUAAUGUGGCAAUGGGCACGCUCCUGACAGAAACAAACCAAGGUGAAAGUUUGGAAAACACCGAAGAAUCCAAUGUGGAAAAGAGUGUGAAGGAGGAAGAACAAAAGCCCUCAGGUCGUUCCCGUAGCUCAUGGACCGACUCUGAAAUCAGGGUCUUCCUGCAGGAGUGGGAAGUAGUCGAACAGGAAGUGGGCCAACCAGGCAGGAAGAUCCACAAGAAGACCAAGUUUCUUUGCCAGCGCCUCUAUCAUCAGGGCCUGAAGAAGAGCUGGAAAAGCUGUUUCCACCUACUGCUGAGCCUGCAGGAUCUGCACAGGACGCUCUGUAAUGAGAGACCAGGGAUUGAACCCUUGUUUUCUCCUUAUUCAGAGGCUCUGUACAGGAUCCUGGGCUCCACUCCCCAUGAAAGCUGGUUCCCAGGUCCUCUCUACGAUGAGGCUGAUGACUCCAUGCUCUCUGUGUACCCUCCACCUCCCAUGUACCAGCCUUCAGAUUAUGGCAUCACAGUUCCUUCGGCACAGCUUCAGGGGAACCCAGUGCCGAUGCUGUGCCAGGAGGAUUCCCCGUUUCCCGCCUGGGAGCCCUGGAAUCCCAGCUAUCCACUGUCAGUUCCACACCUACUUCCUGGCUUUGCCCCAGAAGACCCCAGCCUCCAGCAGCCAUGGUCAAUGUGUGAUUUACACCAAGAUCCCCAAUGA
Molecule: messenger RNA, 888 nt
Organism: Rattus rattus (black rat)
Lineage: Eukaryota; Metazoa; Chordata; Mammalia; Rodentia; Muridae
Exons: 5
Coding region: 1-888 (295 amino acids)
Source: RefSeq, a predicted model, not a curated record